CCCCUCACUUUCAAAAUUCACGACUUUUCCCUUUNGUUGGUUUUCUUGAAAUCGAAACACACUAAUGUCCGAGGGUUGCUUGCCGAGCGUGCUUCGCCGAGUCCUCUGCUUUGGGAGUCUCCCGACUUGCGCCCUCGACUGUUUGGAAAAGGUCGAAAAUGAAAAGUUGGAUAGCUCGUUUGAUCCCAGCUCUUGUGGGCCCACACCUGGGCUCGUGGCUCGACUCAUGGGAUUGGAGUCUCUUCCGCUAGUCGAGCGAAGCUCAUCCGGAAAUUCCCGGGAUUCGUGUUGUGGUUUGGGGAUUCCGAUUACUUACCAAGAGGAUGAAGAUGAAGAAUUCUAUAUUUUCAGCUUCGAGUACCCGAGGAAGAGGAACAAGAAGAAGAAGAAAAGGAGAGUUAGUGGAAAUAAAGAUGAUUUUUGUCGAGAAAGUGGGAGAAAAAAAGAGGCGACAAAAACCGAGUAUGGAACAGAGGAUGGUUCGGAGAAUUCGAGCCCGAAUUCUGUUCUCGAGUUUGUGGAGUUCCAGGCUGAUGAUGAUCGACAAGCUUCUUGUUCAGGGGAUGAUGAUUCAAGAAUGUCGAAUUUAAGGAUGAGAAGGACACUGUCUGAGGAGCUCGAGAGAUGCGAAAAAUCCGGGAAAAAGUUGGCGGUUGGCGAAGAGAAGUUGAGGAACAGAUAUGAGAUUAGUGUUUGUGGAGGAAAAUGGAAAGAGAUUAUUGGGGAAGAGGUGAUAAAAAUGAGGUGGGUAGGAGAUGAAAUACUUAGAAAUAAGGAGCAUAUGAAGGAGAUUGGUAGAGAUCUUUCAUGUGAAAUUCUUGAUCAGCUUUUGGAUGAUCUGCUUAUUAGUUUAGUAGUAGCUUGAAUGAUUCUUCACAGUUUGUGUAUUAGUUUUGUUUUAAACCUCUCAGUGUAAACCUUUCUCCAAGGUUUAUUAUAGAAAUAACAAAAUCAAUACUACUACCACUACAAUGAAAUUCCCUACUCAUGUACAAAUUAUCAUGAAUAAUUAGAAUAUAGGGAAAUACUACGGUCCCGUUACGGUCCCAUCCCGUCAAGUGUUUAAACCGUUGGAUUAUCUAUCUUAUACAAAC
Molecule: messenger RNA, 1094 nt
Organism: Striga asiatica
Lineage: Eukaryota; Viridiplantae; Streptophyta; Magnoliopsida; Lamiales; Orobanchaceae
Source: the annotation of a GenBank genome assembly